CACCUCCUUGUCUUUGUGUCUUCCAGCUGGCAGACAGUAGCUUCUCCAAAUAUUGAACAUAAGCUGAACAUAGAUAAGUCUGAGAGGGAUAUUUUGGGAGCAGUCAAGAGGAUUUUCACAAAGUUCGCAAUCAGAAUGUGCUACUGAAACAGGCUCGAGCAAUGGAGUCUCCAGAGUUUUCCAUGCUGUCGUCUUUGAGGGGAGAGUUUAAAUCAGAGGAUUACAUCCAGCCCCACUACAAGGAGUCAUAUCGCCUGGCGAUUGAUCGCCUGGUGAGCGGUGGCAGAGACAGUUACCAGGAGUUCCUCAAGGGAGAACGUAUCGGGAGCUUCCUCUCAGAGGAUGAGCUUCUCUUCAUCACUGCAAAUGCAGAACAGCUCCCACCUCGGAACCACACAGAGGACAUCGGUGGUCCACCGGACAACCAAUCAUCCUCAGGGACCUACUGGCCCAUCCACUCGGAUGUGGAGACGCCAAAUUUGGACUUAGGGUGGCCAGAGGUCAUGCAUGAAACACUACAGACAAAUAUAGAUCUGCUCUUCCAUCCACCAAGACAAAACAGCCCCACCAUCAAAGAGGUGAUUCGGAAGCAUAUUCAGGAUGCAAGACAGGUUAUUGCCAUUGUGAUGGACAUGUUCACUGAUAUCGAUAUAUUCAGAGAAACUGUUGAUGCCUCGAUACGAGGAAUCCCAGUCUAUGUGCUUUUGGAUGAUUUCCACUUGAAGAGUUUCCUCACAAUGGCUGAAAAUCAAGAUGUAAAAAUUCAACAACUCAGGAACAUGAGGGUGCGCACUGUGAAAGGUCAGCAUUACCUCUGUCGAUCAGGAACUAAAUUUCAUGGCGCAAUGGAGCAGAAGUUUCUUUUAGUCGACUGCCACACAGCGAUUUAUGGCUCAUACAGCUUCACAUGGUCAUUUGAGAAGAUCAAUCUGAGCAUGGUGCAGGUCAUCAAAGGUCUUUUGGUGAAGUCAUAUGAUGAGGAGUUUCGAACACUCUACGCCCGGUCAACUGUGCCAGCCGAACUGUGCCCCCCGGAGGGCUUGUUCCAAUGCACGGGGCUAAAUGGACGGCAGAUGUUGCCAAAAUCUCAUUCUGCCCAAAAAAUUGAGCGGAGGGACCAGUUGAGGCACACGCUGGACAUGGUCUAUCGGAAGACCUGUGAGAGGAAACUGGGCUUGAGAGAACUUGAAGGAAGGCUCUUUGAAGAGGAACCUAAUAAGCUCAGGCCCUUGAUUAAGGAUGGGAUCGGUGUUCAGAACCAGAUGUCCAAUUUUCAGUCUUCACAGGAAAUGACCUUCUUGAAAAGGCACAGCUAUGCAGGGGAGAGACAAGAUGGAAUUAUGCCCCAGAACAUCAGGCCCAGAGCGAGCAACUGGAAUAUCUCCAGAGAAACGGGAAAUGGAACAAGAAACUAUCCCAUGGACAAUUAUUUACAAGUGCCACAGAUAUACAAAGGUCAAAACAUGCGUCAGUCUUACAAUGGCAGUGACAAACAGGUUCUGUCCAUGCAGAAGAAUAUGCCAACACUGGAGAAUACGUCCAAGUCGUUCAUGCGCACAUUGCGGAUCGAGUCUUACCUCAAAAACCCUGAUGUCCCAUUCGGAGACUCUUGUGACUAUUUAGACCAGUUUGAACCAAUGGACAAGGCUGGCUCCUUUAUGCAGGGAAGAAUGAGGUCUUCCCUUGUUUUCAGGUCCACCAUACAGGAGCAAAUGGAGCCAAAUAGACACACAAACAACACUCCCACUAGUGUUAAUGCAAGCUAUGGUCCAGGGAGAAACUCUUACCAGCCUGUAUAUGCCAACUUAGCCAAUGCUAAAGGUGGACAGAUGAUCACAAACCCUGACAUCCUGACAGACAGUUGGCACAAAAGGCAUAGCAUGGCAGAUCCAAGAUCAAACACUGAGUACACACAUGAAUCCUCCGGUCACAUGUAUGGAGCUUUUGUAAGGAUGCAACUAAAUAGGAGCACAGCGGAGAUCAAUACACAGAAUGGCUCAAAUCUGACUGAGGAUCAAAGAUCUGUCUCUCAUUAUGACGUCAAGAGUAUCACAGGCACAAAGGGACCCAGGACUCCCAACUGGCAGGAGCCACCAUCCAGGAGUGUGUCUGCAGCAGCACUGGAUGUGAAUAGCAAGGAUGUGACAGCUAAAUCCAACAGCAAAGGCUGUCCACAUUUUCUAGAGAACGACUCCAAGAAAAUAAAAUCCUUAUUGAACAUACCGAAAAAAGAGGAUUCAGUUGGAACAAUGGAAACAUUUAGUCUCAAUUCAGGAGGCAGCACAGACACUAUAACAGCUGAGGAUGAGGAGAAAACAUCAGAUGGAGGGGGAAAACUUCACCAAAGCACAACCAACUCGGCCGGGUGCCCCUCAGAACACCAGAGGAACCGGUUAGCGGACCACUAUCUACACUCUUCAAAACCUCGAUUCACAACGGAGGAGCGCCAACAUCCACUGCAGAAAUCUCUUCCUAAAACAACCACAAAGAAAAACCCCACCAUUCUUGACGCAGGCAGCUGGAGCAAAAAUCAAGGAGCUGAGAAUCGCCUGUACAGCAGAUUUGAGCCUUUCUGCGCAUAUGAAAAGAAACAGUCUCUGUGCACUGCACACAGCUUUGGAAACACACACUCUCAGGAAAAAAGAAGGCUUCCCCGAGGGGAGGCAGCUACUGAGCACAGCCCCCGAGCUGCACGAGGACACCAUGAAAAUAAGCUGGAGAAAUUCUUUCAAAGAAUGGGAAAUCUCAUAUACAAGAACAAGUAGUGACCACUGCGUUACCAUAACACAUAGUCCAAACCGGUCAAUUAUUAUGAAUGCACAAUUGAUUGGUAAUGUUUAUAUUUGUAUUGCUAGAAUUUCUUUCUGUGUUUACUUUGGAAAAAGUCUUUUAGCAAACACUGUUUACAUUUUGACCACUGCUUCUUUUAUUUGAGCACUGAUGAAUGCCACUGAAAAGAGAAUACAGUAUAUUUUUCUUGAAUACAGGCUGCAGGCCUUUAUACAACAAAAUCUGAAAAUACCAUUUUCAAGCUGUCUUUGUGUCUCUCCUCCCAUGGUAUAAACCUAGGAGAUAAAUUCAAAUGCCAUCAAAAAAUGCUGUGGAUACAUUAAAUUGUGAUCCUGUCAAAAUGUCAGGGAUGUACACAAUGUAUUGCUGCAGGUGUAGGUGGUUACACAUACCAAAGUGCAGUAAUCAGAGGAUUAUUCUGCCUUUUUAUUCUCGGAAUGUCAACGUAAAGAUGUAGCAAAUGCCAACAGCAUGCAAGUUAACCACCACUCCACCUGAUGAAAAACAUACCAAUAGGUCAUUGCAUCCUUGUUGUUUAUGUGUGAGUGUUUCUGUACUAAAAUUUUGUACCAUUUUUCAUUGAGUUUCAGGAGAAACUAUGAGCACGUCUUUUAUUGAAUCUUUUAUAAAAUGUGUAACUGGAUAUUGAAAACAUACUGUAGUGACAGGGCUGGGCGGGAUUAAACUGGAAACCAGUGACAGAGGCUUUCCUCUUCAGAAGACAUCAUCCAUCCGAGGGUUUGUUUUAUGUUAUAAACAUUACGGCAAAAGUCAAUGUGUACUGUAAGCAUGGUGAAAAAUACAGCACACAAGGCCUCAGUGGCCACUCAGGGACAUUUCAAGGAUUUCAUCUUGGUAUAUGCUCCUACCUUUACUCAAGCGUUUAAGCAAAAGCAACAUGGCUUUCA
Messenger RNA from Xiphias gladius (swordfish), 3698 nucleotides. RefSeq names its product family with sequence similarity 83 member B (gene sack1b). Gene Ontology annotation, cellular component: cytoplasm; membrane. Lineage: Eukaryota; Metazoa; Chordata; Actinopteri; Istiophoriformes; Xiphiidae. Gene Ontology annotation, biological process: epidermal growth factor receptor signaling pathway. The record is from RefSeq and is a predicted model, not a curated record. The transcript has 5 exons. The coding region runs from base 162 to 2765 and encodes 867 amino acids.